GACUAACCAGCCCUUCUCCAGCCAGCGUAGUCAAGGAAAGCGUCUCUUGAGUUUGAGCUAAGAUUUGAAUGAGCAUGUCAGAGGUCAACACCGUGGUAAGUAUUGUUCCGAUCUUUCUAGAACCAGACUGACUCCUGUUCCGAUGUCUGCACAUCUCCGCUUAACCCACCUCGAACACAUUAAAGUCUUACUUUAUUACAUUACACACGGGAAUCCGAGGUUCAGAGGUAAAUAAGGCAAGUACCUGCCUUCACGUACUCUGGCUACACACUGGUGUGUUAGAGGAGAACGACGUACUGGGGCAGGGUUUGGAGAGUACUGAGUUCGGCACGUUAGCCGCUGCUUGGGCUCAUCCAAGAAGGCUCCGGAGAGAGAGGUUAAGUAGGCCACCAUCCUUCCUUCCCACCUCUCUUCCCAUUUCCAACAGCAUGGCCCACGUUUCGAGCUCAGAAAUAGAAGCAGGCAGAGGCCCGAAAAGGCCCUGUCACUUCUCCCACGGUUUUCCUAGCUGUUAGGAUGCAAACCACUCAGGCGAUGACUUCCAACUAACUUGAAAAGGUACAGACGCAGAAAAAGUGAAGAGGACACCAAAACCCAGCAGCAUCCCCGCCCUGCGCACGCCGUGGCGUCACGGUCUGCGGAAGCAAGGCCUCUCGAUUCGUGCUCCGAGACGACGUCACUUCCGCUGCCUGCGCGCUCUGCGGCGCUAAAUGUUGUUACUAUUUCCGGGUCAUCCAGGCCGCCUGUGGCGGCGCAGGCGUGAGUAUUAGCAGGUGUCCGGUCUAUGGAGUCAGUUGUUGCCGGCGGCGUCGCGGAGGCAGGAGGUGGUGUCCGAAUAGGGGCCUUUGCCCCGCCAGGAUGUUACCGGGCUUGGCCGCCGCCGCUGCGGCCCACAGAUGUAGCUGGUCCUCCCUGUGCCGGCUCCGUCUGCGCUGCAGGGCGGCGGCCCACGGCUCCAGCGAGCGCCAGGAAUGGCAGAAUUUAGUGACAUUGGGAAGCUUUUCAAACGUGGUUCCCUGUAGUCACCCAUUCAUUUGUACACUGAAUCAAGUGAAGUUGUACUCUACAAAUGUUCAGAAAGAAGGACAGGGAUCACAAAGUCUCAGAGUGGAAAAAGUGCCAUCAUUUGAUGAAACAGAAAAUAUAGGUGCUGAACUCAAAGCUCCACUCAUUAAGCAAGAACCUCUCCAAGUAAGAGUCAAAGCAGUCCUUAAGAAGAGGGAAUAUGGACCAAAGUACACUCAGAAUAAUUUCAUCACUGGAGUCAGAGCAAUAAAUGAGUUCUGUCUGAAAUCCAGUGAUCUGGAACAACUUCGAAAAAUCAGACGACGAAGUCCUCAUGAAGAUACCGAGUCCUUUACCGUAUACUUGAGAUCGGAUGUGGAGGCAAAAUCUUUGGAAGUUUGGGGAAGCCCUGAAGCUCUUGCCAGAGAGAAAAAACUGCGUAAGGAAGCAGAAAUAGAAUACAGAGAAAGGCUAUUUAGAAACCAAAAAAUAUUAAGAGAAUAUAGAGACUUCCUGGGAAACACUAAGCCACGGUCCAGAACGACAUCAGUUUUUUUUAAAGGGCCAGGAAAAGUGGUGAUGGUUGCCAUUUGCAUCAAUGGAUUAAAUUGCUUCUUUAAAUUUCUUGCCUGGAUUUAUACGGGUUCCGCAAGUAUGUUCUCUGAAGCUAUACAUUCUUUAUCUGAUACUUGUAAUCAGGUUGGCUUUCACAUUUUUCGUCCUUAUAAGCAAUGGUGUUUUGAACCCCAUUGGGGUCAUCUUUAUUUCUGUAAGGGUUUGCUAGCAGUGGGCAUCAGUAAGUCUGUUCAAACACCAGAUCCUACUCAUCCGUAUGGAUUUUCGAAUAUGCGCUAUAUUGCUUCACUCAUUAGUGGAGUUGGUAUUUUCAUGAUGGGUGCCGGAUUAUCUUGGUAUCAUGGAAUCAUGGGAUUGCUUAAUCCACAGCCAAUGGAAUCCCUUCUAUGGGCAUAUUGUAUUUUAGCAGGAUCAUUAGUAUCUGAAGGAGCAACACUUCUCGUUGCUGUAAAUGAACUUCGUAGGAGUGCUCGGGCCAAAGGAAUGCCAUUUUAUAAAUAUGUAAUGGAAAGUCGUGAUCCUAGUACAAAUGUUAUAUUACUGGAGGAUACCGCAGCAGUCUUGGGAGUAAUAAUAGCAGCCACGUGUAUGGGCCUUACUUCUAUAACAGGUAAUCCCCUGUAUGACAGCCUAGGUUCUUUGGGUGUGGGCACGUUACUAGGCAUAGUCUCUGCAUUCCUCAUCUACACUAACACAGAAGCCCUCUUAGGGCGAUCCAUCCAGCCAGAGCAAGUACAGCGGCUGACUGAACUCCUGGAGAACGACCCAUCAGUAAGGGCAAUUCAUGAUGUUAAAGCCACAGAUCUGGGAUUAGGGAAAGUAAGAUUUAAGGCAGAAGUAGAUUUUGAUGGACGAGUUGUUACAAGAUCAUAUUUAGAAAAACAAGAUUUUGACCAAAUGAUGCAGGAAAUUCAAGAAGUGAAAACUCCUGAAGAACUAGAAACCUUUAUGCUUAAACAUGGAGAAAAUAUUAUUGAUACUUUAGGAGCUGAAGUAGACAGACUUGAGAAGGAACUGAAAAAACGAAAUCCUGAAGUUCGACAUGUAGAUUUGGAGAUAUUAUAGAUUUUAUUGAAUGAAUCUCUUUGGAGGAAAGCCUUGGAAACAAGUCCGCAAGCCUGCUCUCCUGUACUGAAGGCGUCAGGGCCAUUCAGAAGCUGUUUUUUUGAAGAUGGAGGAAGUAUUUAAUGUGAAGGGCAGUUCAGCAUCUACAGAAUGACUACUUCAUCCUUGUAAGGGACCUAUUACAAGUUGAAUCAAUUUGGAAAUCAUGUUUUUAUGUUUCAAUAGAGAACAUUUUAGUUACUUAAAUUGUUCAUAAUUUUUCAUUUUACUCUGUCAGGGUAUAUUGUAUCUUGCGAUCAUGUUUCCUUUCUUCACAUUUGUAAAAAUAAGCAUCAUCCAUAGGAUUAUGAGUUUUAAUUUUGUUACCUUUGAAGAUGUCACUCCAUCAGAACCUGCCAAUCUUGAACGUUCUGGUUAAAUUUAGUUUUUAAAUAGUCACUCUGUUUUUUCCUUACAGAAUGUGGAAAUUAUUUCUACAUGAUUCUGCCCUGAGCAUUAAGAGGAACCCUCUCCUAUCCUAGUUGUCCAUAAUGUUCAUUCCAGAAACGGCUUAGUUACUGAAUCGAAGGAGGACAUUUCAGUCCACCUUUUAGGUUGUAGUAGUUGCCAUUUUGUAAAUUUCUUAUCUCUCCUUUACUUUUUUCUUUAUUUAGUUUAAUUUUUCCAGUGUAGGAGAUACAGAAUAACCCGGGAUGUUUUCAUAGGCCAGUUUGAUGGCUGGGGUUUUUUUUUUGUUUUUUAACUGGCUUCAGUGCCAUAAUGUGUAUUUACUAGGCGGUAAUGCAUUUAUAAGCAUUUUAAAAUUCUGUAAAAUGGACUAGAAAUAUUUAUAAUUUUACAGACGGGACAGCAUUUUAUUUUUAAUUUAUUUUAAAAGGCACUACUCAUGUAAAUCUGAACUGUGAGAUAUUUCUUGCUUUAAGAGAAAGAGAAGUAAAUCUCUUAUGCGGAAACUUGUGGCCAUGAUUUUGUAUAAUAUCAUAGUCAAUAGUGUGUCUGUAACAUGAGUUUCUUACAGUUAUAAAUGGGCAUUUAUCAUAAUAUAUGGUUAAAACAUUAUGUAAGUAAGUAGCUUUCUAGUGAUAAGGUACCAAGGUGAAAAAACAUACAAUUCAGUAAUGAAAAAUUUAGUGCAAAACUACAGCUGUGUCUCCAUUCAUCAGAAUAACUCAUGCACUUUAAGUUGUUCAGAGUGGUAGUGAGCAUUGUCCAUGCAAGAGUUGUAGCUGGGUGAUUCUUUGCUGGAUAAGUGGGUGGUUGAUGUAAGAACCUAACUACUUGUAUGAGGUCAGUGGCUAAAAACUUAACUUAGAUGGAAGUUUAUGAAUCACAGCAGAUUGUAAUGCUGGAAACAAAAAAUAAACAUUUGAUUAAAGGGUU
This is a messenger RNA of Neofelis nebulosa (Clouded leopard), 4026 nucleotides long. It is a transcript of the gene SLC30A9, whose product is annotated as solute carrier family 30 member 9. Gene Ontology annotation, molecular function: monoatomic cation transmembrane transporter activity. The record is from RefSeq and is a predicted model, not a curated record. Gene Ontology annotation, cellular component: membrane; nucleus. Bases 859 to 2646 code for a protein of 595 amino acids. The transcript is spliced from 19 exons. Lineage: Eukaryota; Metazoa; Chordata; Mammalia; Carnivora; Felidae. Gene Ontology annotation, biological process: transmembrane transport; positive regulation of transcription by RNA polymerase II; zinc ion transport.